This is a messenger RNA of Paramuricea clavata, 33841 nucleotides long. NCBI's taxonomy places the organism in Eukaryota, Metazoa, Cnidaria, Anthozoa, Malacalcyonacea, Plexauridae. The record is from the annotation of a GenBank genome assembly.
AUGCAGUCGAACCGCAGUUUUUGCAUCGAAUCGUUAAUCGCGAGCCAGGACAAGUACUCGCAGAAAUUUACGCAUGAUGAUGCGGAACUAGACGAUGAAGCAAGCACGGAUUCGAGCGACCGAGAAAGUCCAAGGAUAAUACAACAAACAACACCAUUUUCCGUGAACGAUAUCCUUAAUCCAGAGAAAUUUACGCGAGAGAGAAGUUCUCCAACGGGCUCACCAACAUCUGACGCAAAGAAAGUAGUUUGGCAUCCGUGGAUGUCUGCAACCCGUUACAACCGGCCACAGAAAAUCAUGCAUGGUAAGAGAUAUAUGUUUAUAAACUACCACUGCGGGAGAAAUGAUCGUAGUUAAAUUAUGUACUAAACAUGAUCGGCAUUAUCUUCCCAUUCAAACUACAUGAUUCCAAGUCAUCAGCGAGACUUCGACUUGCGGCUGAAUAGACCGUCGCCGUCUUUUAAUCUUCUUUCAAAUUUCGCUCGUUACAUUCAACACUUUAUGGUUUAAGCUUAGAAUAUACAUUUUGCGCAUUGUAAAGUGUAGCGUUUAAACGUAUUGUAUCUAGUUCGUAGUUCAAACUAAUGAGUGAGAUUUUGUUUACAAUAUGCGCCAAGGAAGUCGCAAGCAAAUGGUCAAAUUAUAAUUUAUGGUCCCAAAUUAGAUUGAAUAUCAAACUUUACUAACCUAUAUUUUGAAAGCAACGAGCCAGUGUCGAAGCAAUGCUUUGGAUCACUCUUAAAUCAAUCUGGGACGGUGAAGCCUACAAACAGUCUACUAUUUUGAAUAACUAUCUAGUUGUUAGCGGCCAGGCAUACUAGCGUUACUAUACAGUCAACUAUAACCACAGCAUAACUCGUCUUUAUCAAGUCACAUUUCCUUAUCCAAACAAGACUUUAAAACCUUUACCAGUAUUUACUAAAAUUAUAGCGUAGGAAGGGAGGAAACAAUUUCUUAAUAUGUGAAAGGAAGGUAGAACACAAAUCCUCAGAUUGGAAAUUUGUUUGAUCAAUUGUGCGAUUAUGAUAAGUCAUUCAGCUAUUAGAUACUGCGGCGGUGACUAAAUUCAAACCUUACGUGUUAUAUUUACGUUUAUACGUAAAGCUUUUAAAUGCCGCGGACCAAUAUCUCUCCCUGAAAAUUAAAGCUACACACGUUUAAGGACUGAAAGACCAUCUUUUGUGUGUGUUGUAAACCUAGCCUAGAAGAUCAGAACCCCAGAUUUUAAAUUGAAUUUGCAAUUCUUUUUGGCUCGUGAUCACUUUCGAAACAUACAAGACGGGAAACUGACUUAAAGCGAUUCCGGAAAAGAUGAGAAUAGAAAAUUAUUUGCCGACUAUAGCGACACGCAUCCUUGUGGAGUGUUUAUGAAUUGUUUCCGAUACCAAGUGAGUUGGUCGCCUCAGAAAGUCCUAUAGUCCAGAAAAAAAUAAAAUUGACAUGUAUAUAAUUACUAAAAGCAUCCCAAAAACACAUAGGCUCACUGUAGGGUUCUCAAUAUAACUACUACCCAAUGGCGGUCUAGAUUGAAAAUGGGAAUAUUCUACGCCCAAAUCCUGAUCAAUUUCCAAUUCGGAUCUCGCACCACAGAAUUCAUGCAGGAACACACUGGGAGGAAAUUCUAAUACCUUAGGAUUCUUUGGUUCACCACAGAGGGAACACUUAUACAACAUAUUCCAUACUUAUCUUGGGGACAACAAUUCCUUCCCUCUGCAUGCAUGUAGUUAGAAGAACUUCCCUCCAAGAUGAAGUAUUUCGUAAUUCAUGCAAGAAAUCUGUUCGUAUGAAAGCAUAAUUCCUGAUCGAAGGUGUUUGCUUGGGAAGUGGAAAUUGUUAAAAAGGAUCACAAGACUGGUUGAUUAUAUUGUCUGUACAUGUUUUCAAUUUGUUACAUACUGAGCCGCACAACAUGCCUUGUAGUUUACAAACUACAAAAACAACGAGAAUUAUAGUUCAAAUAGUAUAGAGACAAGUCGCUAUUCAGUCUUCUUUAAAAGAAACAGACUCUGUUUCGAAUUUUCCAAACCCUGCCAACUGCCACGUAAGCGUGAGCGAUAUGCUCUAACGCAAGGCAUAUACUUUUCACAGUCUGGUUAUUUCAUAUAGGCGUCGUCCUUAUUCGUACAAGAUUGAAAUUACAUUUCACACACUGGAAAAAGACAUUGCAAUGGGAUAUUUGUGAAUCUUCGUGGUCUCUAGAAUGAAACGGCAGUUUCUUUCGGUUUAAGUCCCAGAAAAGCCACAUUAGAACUCAAAAGAACUAAAAAGUUCCUCAAUGAAAGGCUGUGACAAAGGCUUCAACAAAGGCUUCAACAUUCUGUCUCGCGCUUUUCCCUUCGCGCUAAGGACCAGUUUAGGUUUUCAGCGCUUUAAGAUUCUUAAAAAUUUAGUAUACUAUAUCUACUGUUAUUAAUAUACUUGACGUUUUUUAAAGGUAUCAGUGCAUGUCUUGAUUCGAACAUACAUUGAAAUAGAACUUACCUUCACUGAAAGAUAUGUUUAAGCGGAAAGGCCGGAACUAACUUUUGAUGUUUUUAUCUAGGAAUCAUGCAUUUAUCGUUGUUAAAUUGUCCAAAUUAAAUUUUUGCCAGUUCAUUGUGUUCAUGCUUAAUGUCGUUAAAUAUUGCAAUAAAAAUGCAGUGAUGAAAACCAAGUCACUCAUCAGACAUGCAUGUUUUCGCUCGGUGCUCUGAGGAUUGCAUUCAUUUGCUUAUAUCAGAAUAACAAACAUAAACUGCAUAUCUGAUAUUGUACUUGGUUGUCGUGAACUUACAGACUUCGGAUUAUUCAUGUCUAACCAGUAUAUCCAUCUUUUCAAAGGUACAGAAAAACGGAAAAGUCAAGACGAGCUAAUUCCGGAGGACGAUGAAAAAGACUGCAUGAGUGACGAUUCAGAUUCGUCUGAUGAGACCAAAUCAAACUCGGGAAAGAAAAGGAAACGUUCAACCGACAGAAACGGCAAGGAAGGCAAACCACGACGUGCAAGAACAGCUUUUACUUAUGAACAAUUAGUUGCGUUGGAAAACAAAUUUAAGACGACGCGGUAUCUUUCAGUAUGCGAACGCUUAAAUCUUGCAAUGUCACUGAGUCUAACCGAAACACAAGUUAAAAUUUGGUUCCAGAAUCGUCGUACAAAAUGGAAAAAACAAAACCCCGGCAUGGACGCUACCGCUCCUACUCGCCCGAUCAUGGCGCCACCAACAUUGCCACAUUGUGGUUCUCCCUAUAUCUUGAACACUCAACAUCAUUUCUUCCCGACAAGUUGUUCUACUGCAAUACCAUUUAUGUUUGCCAAACCACAGCCAGCCUAUCCUCAUUUUUAAUGGAGGGAUAAAAUUGUGGUGCCGCUAAAUCGAACUAAAUGGUCGCUCCUACAUAUGUUCUUCAGCAGAAUGCAUGUACUUUGUGUUUUACCAUUUUACACAAAGCAUGCAGAGGCGAUGUUUCUGUUUCUCUGGUGUGGAAUUUUAAAACAUUUCUGGAUGGGGAUUCGAAAGAUGUCGUUGUAUACGCAGGACUAAGCUGGUUCGUUCUUGCUUUCUCGCGUGCACUGGAAUAUUCAGCCGUGAAAGUGAGAAUGACGACUAAAACCUGUUUCCUUGAGACGGUCGAAAAGUUGAAGGGAAUUUCAAAACAUACAAUUCCUCUACCUGCACAAGACAUGUCUGCGCUUGUCUCUUGCGCUGGGACAUGAAGACUAUAAAUCUCGCUCGAAGAAGAGUUUUCAAGAUGCAAGAUUAAGUGCAUUUCUAAAGUUUCUAAGGGAAAGAGAUUAGUCCAAAGAAGGGAAAAUUUAAUGAUCUUUUAUGUUCCAACUAAAACCAUGAAAUAAUUUUUGGAUUUGAUUUCUAUUUCACGAGAAUAACGAAACUAUUAAAUUUUCAAAAAAUGCGGUAAGUCCGUGACGAAUGAACAUUUUUGAAGAGUAUAUUUCUCGGCGAACAACUCUUUAAGAGAAUCAUUUGUAAAUGCGCAAUUACUAAGAUUUGAAUUAUUAAAAUAGGAUAUUAAGGGAUCAGUUUCAAGCUUUUUUCAUGUUCGAUGUUGGAUAAAAGAUGGUAAAUUUCCUCUCAUGCACACUUUGGCAUUGUGAGUCACCAACCGAUUUUCGGUGUCAAGGAGUCGAUGAUCAACAUUUCAAGGCACAAACGCUCGUCCAACGAGCAAGGCCUUAUUUCAACAAAAUGUACAUUAUGUAUUUUAAUAUAAUUUUAAAGAAAAAUUUGAACAGUUAGAGUGUUUUGUACAAAGGAACUCCUAAUUUAUGUAAAUACAGAAACAGUUGCUCCGUUUUAAACACACAACUGCAUGGGGUUAACAAUAUUGCAUCUUCAUUCGUACAAUUCGCACCUUUUGAAAAAUCACUGUAAAUAAAUUAUUUGAACACUAUCUUGCUUUAUUCUCAUUUUGUCUGCAUGUGUACGGCAAAUGCAGGCGUAGGCAAACUGUAGUUUAUCAGUUCUGAGCACAAAAUCAGCUCAAGUCAAUGGUUUUAAUGCCGAGAGAUUAAUGGAGAAUCGUGCCAUCGGACUUUUGAAAUGCAGUUGCUUUGCCUGUAUAUUUAUGACUUUUAUGCGAGUUUAUUACCACCUGCAUGUUUUAUAAAUUAUAUUUCCAAAACGAAAUUAUUCUGUGUGUCAGUUUAUUACAGAAAACUACAAGUUGUACCAAAACGUAUUUUGCAAGUAACAUGGGCCAAAUAUUGUAAGAAGUGCUCAUAUCAUACAGUUGUUGCGCCACGUUGACUCUAUCAUUUUUCGCAAAUGAUGUUCUGCACGCAUUACUGAAUGUAUUGGCAAUGCGCCACAAGAGCAGUUAAACCUACAAGCAAAACGCAGCAGUUGUAAAUCUUAUUAAGAAGUAUAUUUAUAAAUAACUGCGUUAGGGAGCUCAUAUCGUUGCCACAUGAGGGAAAGCCGCCAGAGCCACAAACAUAUUAGGAAUAUUUUCCGUUUAAAUGCUUUACGGUAUGUGACCGAAUCUGAACGAGAGUGAUUUUGUUUCCGCUUGAAAAUAAGCAAAACAAGGCGAACACCAAUGGAGGGUAACAUCCUAGUGAGUUUCCAUGAAGAAUUUGGGAGUAUUUGCACAUUUUGACGGUAAUUUUUCCCAUUGUGGCUAACAAGAUCAAAUGCAGUGACCCUUUGUAGUUCAAAGCUUCCACUUACAAGUUGCCCUCCCUGGAGAAUCUCAUAAAGAUGGCUUAUGUAACUAUAUACAUUAUACGUCGCAUUGUACCACAGUAUUCAUUGCAUUCCAGAAUAUAAUAAGAGAAAUCUGAUAGCUAAAGUCAAUACAUAUCCAACGUGUAAACCACUUCAAUUUUUGAAGAAACAAAACGUUUAAACUAACCUACAAGAACUGUUAAUCACAACACGCUUUCAUUAUAGGAUUAAGCAUUUCAGAUGCCGCAAAAUGUGUUCUUACUGUGCAACUAUAGGUGCAAUUUAUUGCGUUUAUUUUGCAAAUGUAAUGUGCAGCUUUACAAGUAUAGUAGUAGUGCAGAAAAUUAAUAUCAAUUUUAGUUCGCGCUAUUGUACAUUUUGUUCAGUACCGACACGAUCGAGAAGUUGGGGAAAAGUGCUUCUUCUCAGCUUAAGGAACAUAUAUACCACAAAAAUACGCAACAAAUCUCAGAAAAACUGAAGACACGAAAACCAGAAUAUGAAAGUCUUUCCCUUUGACUGUAGAACUGCUAUAAUAUAUAGGUACAAUUAGACCGUACUGUACAAUAUGUUAUCGAGCUAAGCAAGCUCAUAGGCAGAAAAAUCGCGAACACAUGCGUGUAUAAGGUAGGUCCGAGGAUAAAUUUUCCUUGUUGCCUGUUGGCAGCAAGUGAGAAUGACUUAAAAGCGACAAACAUUCUUAUGUUUACCAAGCGUCCAGGGGAACUAUAACACGAACGAUUACUUAAAUAAAUACAGAUAAACGACCGCUUACAUACCGACAAUGCGAUCGCAUUGUGAUACACUUAACUUUUAAACGGUUAGAUUAAUUAUUUGUCCUUGUAUUAAACAUGUAGCCGCGCUUUUUAAACGACGAAGAUCUCAUUUGCAAUUUCUGUAUGAAUGGCGCGGGUGCAUGUAUAUAAGUAUUUCUAGGGUGCGCGUCAUUUAGGGAAAUUGACUGACUACAGAUCGCAUCCGGGUGUCAGAAAUUAGAAAAUAAGCAAGCAUUAAUUCAUCAGCAAAGUAUCAGCAAAGGACAGAGGGGUAUUCCGACUUUUACUGCGGUGUGAAUAUAACUUACACUGAACUAAUAUGGUAUCAAGUGGCAAUUCAAGUGGCAAUGUGCAGAUUGAAGAAACUUCGCAGUGAAAAUGUUUGCUGAUAUAUGGCGUAAUAUUAAAGUUUGCGCACAAUUAGAGAAGUGAUCUCUACAGACUCGAAGGUCAGUCUAAGUGGAUAAUCGGUGAAGUUAAGUAAAUAAUUUUAAUGAAAAACACACAACAAUGGCGCGGCGGCGUAAAACAAAUCAGCCUGGUAUUGAUUAAACAAUGAACAGCGAGAGCGCGAGCACGCAGCAUUUUCACGAUAACGCCAGCCGUAAACACUCGCAGCCAGUUACAUACUGCUUUUAAUUUGCAAACAAUUUUAGAUAUUUGAGCGAAUAUUUGCAAAGCGGAACGGUGUGGUCGCGGAAAAUACCUUGGUAAACUCCCUCACGACAGGGUUAGCCUAAAUUGGAAUCGGCUGGUCUUGACAUAUGCUUGCCUUAACAGAAAUUCAUAGUACCUUUUACAACCCAAAAUAAUAACAUCCUAUUUUGAAGAUACAGAUUUUUUCGCAAUUUUAGCUAGGGCAUACAUUGAACACUAAAUUGAAAUGAUGGUCAUAUAUAUUUUUACUAGUUUUAUACUAUAGUUUUACUGAAAAAAAACCAUGAUCUUUCUUCAAAAGAAAAGAAACAGUUUUCAAAAUUUGUACUACAACUAGGUGGCAGUCGUGGUAGAGAAGAAAGUUUAAUUAUAUCCUUCAACCGCACGGCGUGUAACGGAACUACCAGAAUGAUUUACAACAUAAUUGCUAUUUCGUAUGCGCUUUUGUGAGGCAGCCAUUAAAGCACAAUGUCCAUCACUAAUUUUGCUGAAAUUACACGAAGUUUAAGCGAGUAUACUGUUAGCGCGCACGAUUCGUCGUCGGAUUUUUCGACGCGGUUAUCCACGAGUGGGCCUGAACGAGGCGGCAAGAUAACAUUAAAGGGUCGGGAUGUGCAAUCGUCUGAGAAAACGGUCAGCUCACAUGUUCCAUAUUAGUCGGGCUUAAAUACCGAGUCGGUAGAUCUCUUAAGCAAUGACCCGAUAAGAUUCAGUCUAUUAAGCAGAAAUGUGCGGCCACAGACAUGUUUUUCCUAGCCAAAGUUACAGCUAAAUUUUGCAUUCUUGAGCUAGUCUGCACAGACCUUUAUCUAUUUGCGUCUUUUUGCAUAACAUAGGUAUCGUUUUAUGGGGUUUUAAGCUUUGAAUGUGGAUUAAUUCUGCAGUACAAUUCCAGUGUUUUGGUGUUUGUACCUAGGAUAAUAGACAUAAUACCAAUCACAUGGCCUGACGUGCGGAUGACUUGCUAGCUUUGAGCACGUGUCCCGCCUACCAACAUAGCAAUAUCGGCAAACGUCUUUGAUGCUCAAAACACUCAAUCAAUUUUGUUGGUUAUAAUUAUUUCGCAAAACUGAUCAAUUUAACUAACCUCAGUGCGAGUACAAUAGGAAGUUUAACCGAAAAUAAACGAUCUUUUAGUGCGGUUUGUUGGCGCAUGUUUGCGGCGCAAAGUGCCCAAUUUGUUCUAAUUCCAUCCUAUUCGUGUGUUUGAAUAAGCCCGAUACGUGAGGUGUGGAAGCGUAUUGAAGAGACGGUACGGGUCACGAUAUGCAAGGCACGCAUUGAGAUAAUAAAGCUAAAUCGUUUAAUUGUUUAAUUUCAUGUUUGCAUGAUCACAAGAAUCGAAACUUAAAGGCAUGUUAUAAGGAAUAUGUCAAAAUUUGUCACAUUGAGACUUCACUCUCGAGUCAGAGGUCUUGAAAUUAAUGAAUGAAAAAGGCUUUAUUCAAUGUUCAGUAUAGCCCAUUGUGGAUGCCAAACUCUUCUGUUAUCAAUGCUGUGAAGGACCUUUGAAAUAUUUAUGUAUCGCGUAUUGAAGAUAAAGAUAAAUAAAUCACUCGGAUGGUUCUAUGACUUUAACGAGACGGAAGGUGCAUGCAUGCAUGCAUGUAUAUACGAAAACUCGACUUUAUUCAAGUCGCACUAUGGGUUUCAAAAAUUAAUAAGUAACAUAUAUAUUCGCAACUAACAUGUAUUUGUGUUGUCCAUAUAGGCACUUGUUAUGUUGCCCAUAUAAGCACUUGUCUUUGCAAAUUAAAAUUUGAACAAAAUUCGCUUUUCAGGAAUUUCAUUACAGCUAUUUUACAAAGAAAAAGAGGCCAUUGGAGCAAGAUUCUAUUGUGGUAGAGUACGUCCUCCUAUUAUAUGGUUUUCGAAUAUUCUCCAAUUCGUUAUGAACAAUUGAAACAAUACUGAGCAAAUAUAUAACAACACUGCAGUGUCUUCAGUAGUACUUACAUGUUGAACCUAAAAAUUUGAAUUCUUUAUAUUCACGUAAUAUUUAACCAGAAAACAUGUCAUUUCAGAAAAAUAGGCACGACUGCGUACAUGUGAAAAGGCCAGAAUUCAUGUGAAGAACUGUAUGGGUGACAAUAUCGAAGAUCAAAUAUACAAAAUAAUAAAAUUACUGUGUCUUGGGUAGAAACGUCAAGAUUUAUAUGAAUUGUGUAACAGUUCAGCCGAAAAAUAUUCUGCUGUUGCGGUAAAAAACUUUGUCAAUUUAGUACACCAACAAAAUUCCUAGAUUGAGUCACAAGAAAUUGCAAAAUAUUUUCCCUCAACAAUGAAAUUAAACUAUCGCCCUUGUUCCCUGGAUGGCCAAGAGAAAUGAUCUUUAAUGAUAAAUACUAACUGAAGAUAUUCAAUCCUUCAUAGGGAAUCGUGUUUAUGACAAAAUAGUUCUUCUUUUCGUAAUUACUAAGGAUUCAUCUCCUUCAAUGCCAAUAAUUUUCGCGUGUGAAAUCAACAGGAUGAAAAGCAUGCUAUGCAUGUUUAUGGCGGGCAACUUCGAAACAUGGUGGGCGAUAUUGAAUAGAGUGAAUACACUGUCUAAUUGGAUUUAAAUUGUAAGUAAUCUGUGGCUCAUAUUAAUUAAUAUAACGGAAUCAAACUUACAUUGCUUCAUAAAUAACUCAGCUUGUCAUCUCGACGGGUAGUUUGUGGGAUAUUUACUGGCUUUGUCUCAGCUCAUGUGCCUGUAGGGAAGCAAUGAUUAAGACAUACUUACAAGUCGGGGAACAUUCUAGAUUGAGUUAAAACAAUCAAAGAGUAAAACACUUUGAUGAAAAAAUAACAAACAUGUAACUGUAGCCUCGUUAAGUAACAAGAAACUGGCUGCAGUUUGCAAUGGAGUGAAAUUCAAAAGUCUGUUUUUAGUUGUUUUUCUCGCAAAUAAGUUUUUCAACAAGAACUAACUAUGAUCUAAAAAGGCAGCAAGCAGACUUGUAUCAAAGCUAUAACUGUUAUUGAUCUGUAAUUGAAUAAUGGUAUAUAGUUACAAGUUUACCAGAAUUGGUUAAUUUUAGUAGAUUUAUCAAUAAAUCACUCGGCCUCAUUGUAUAGUAGCCGUCAACAAAGAAGAUGCCGUGUAUGUUACAAGUAUUAUAAUAUUUAGGCUAUACAGCACCGCAUUAAAUUCAGGCCUAGAUAAUAUAUCGGCCCUUCCUGGCAGCAAUUUCCAAAGAUAGAAAUUUCGGUUAUCGUUCCAUGUUUCGCGCACCAAUAUAGGUUAGGGUUAGGGGUUAGGUAUUAAGGGUUAGGUUAGGGGUUAGGUUUAAGGUUAGGGUUAGAGUGUGUAUAUAUGUAUAUGGAGGUAUCCAGUUAACUUUUCAGUACACUAUAAUAUCCAUUACAUAACGUUUACUAUAUUGGUGCGCGAAACAUGGAACGAUUACCAAAAUUUCUUGUGUAAAGGCUAUGUUACACGGUGCAAUUUUGUUGUAAAAUGCGGAUAAUAUAGCCUUGCGAAGUUUGCAGUUUUUCAGUCAUUUUGCAUUACAAACGGGAAAUUGAUAAUCAGAUGAUCAAAGAUUUAGAUUUUUGGGCACCUCACUUGAUUGAACUCCAGUGUUGAAGGAUUUUGUAGAUGAAAAUUUCGAGGGUAAAGUUUAUAUAUUUACUUAGAUUUCUGCCAGAGGGUCUAUAGCUGCUCCCGCGGUUGGAAUCUCGUACCAAGAGUAUGCCCUCAGGUUAGGUGCUGGCCAUGAACCUAACCUGCGAACGGGCAUACUCUGGGUACGAGAUUGCCGCGGUUGGGUCUAAUAAAUGCAUAAAAUUUGCACCCGAAAUUACAAAAUCCUUCAACUCUUAUACAACGUAGACUUGUCCUGAACAUAGAUAUCUUAUAUACACUAUUCAGCGGUUACUCCCAUUUUAAUAGAUGGCGGCCAUGUUGAAGUUUCCCACUCGCUAAUAAAAGCUUGAAAAACAACAAUAACUUUCAUCAUUUGAAUAGUUUGAAAAUGUAUUUGGAAUAGGUUUAACUUAAUGUUUAAGUUCCCUGUUUGAGAAAUAGAAAACAUACGAGUCUUCUCAUUUCAUGGGAAUAUCCUGAGUCUGCAAUCACGGCUUCAAUUUUUGAAUUGCAGAAUAAUUCGAUGCACUAUCUAGUGUAUAUAAGAUAUCUAUGGUCCUGAAACGUAGACUUGUCCUGAAACGUAGACUUGUCCUGAAAGCCAGACUCAGUCAUUAUAAACUAAUCCAUGACCAGCACCUGCUAUUCUAAUCGAAUCAUUUCAAAAUCCAAUCAAUUCUCAACAUAAUUAUACGAUUUGCGUAACUCAGACUUCAAGUUCUAUCUCCCAAAACCUAACCUUUAUCCUUUGGAAGAACUUACCAUCCGAAGUUAGAAAUUCUGUUUCGAUAAAUACUUUCAAUUCCUUAAUUAAUUUCCGACGUCUGUCUUCACAUAAUCCUCUUUUUUACUUGUUCAUACAAUUUAAAUAUCUAUUGUGUUUAUUGUCUUCAUUUAUAUUAUAUGUAUAUAGUUUUCGUUUUAAUACUCUUACGCCCCCCUUGGAAAUCAUGCAGCUGUUGUUGAAGGGGUAUAAGCGUGAAUAAAUAUAGUUUUAAUAAUAAUAAAAAACCCUUCCUUGAUCAACCUAAAGCAAACAUCUGUAGCAUACUAUUUAUUCAGUUCGCCCGACGAUUUUACUCCUAAAUGGAGAGGUAUAGUAUGAUAGCAAGAGUUCAUGCAACCUUUUUGUGUAAGCGACAUAUAAUCUUCAAUAGAGAACAUUUUUAAAACACGUCCUUUUUACAUUCAUUCAAAGCCAACAUAUUAUCUUCAAUAGAAAACAUUUUUAAAACACGUCCUUUUUACAUUCAUUCAAAGCCAACAUAUUAUCUUCAAUAGAAAACAUUUUUAAAACACGUCCUUUUUACAUUCAUUCAAAGCCAACAUAUAAUCUUCAAUAGAAAACAUUUUUAAAAUGCGUCCUUUUCAUAUUCAUUCAAAGCUAAUGGGUAUAUAACAAUGAGCCAAAUUAAGUAGUCACAAGUUUCGACAAGUUAAUCUAAUGCGAUUAUACACGAAUUUUAUUAACUGCCGUGUCAGUCAUCUUCAUUCAGCAAAAGACGUCAUCUAAAACCGACAAUACUGAUACAAUCUCUGAUAUUCCAUGCCAAAACCACGGUAUAUUAUCUAAUUGCUAUUGAUCUUUUUUUAUAACGACAUGACGUUAUAUUUACAAAAGAUUUGCACUCAGUUUGAAUAUUGUUCGCGUAGUUUCGCUCACCUUAAACUCUUUGUCACUACGUCAGUUUCAAACUUGUUUCGUCCGAGAGAAGAAGACGGAAAAUAGUGACGAAGCUUUAAAGGAGUAGCGAAACUAUACUACAUAUUUCGCUCAAUCUUCAUGAUUCGAGCACUUUCUUACAUUUCGUGAACCAACACACACUUAUAUUUGACGCACACAUAAUUAUGCAGAAGUCUCUAAAGAACAAAACGUUUUUCAAAGCAACAACAUGGAAUAAUUCGUUUGCAUUUGGUGCAUCGUUCGAUUUGAUUGUCCGCCAUCUUGGAUCGUUUACCCAAUUCAUUACUAUGACGUCACACAUCGAGUGCAAUUGAGUAUUGGUUGGAUUUGGAGCAUAGGAGCCUGAUUACUGUAUUUUUACUGUCUUACUUUUAUGCUGUUUUCACUAACAAUGCAGCAUAAUUAUGAUGAUGAAUUCUACUAAAGGCCAAGUUACACGAACUAAUUUUGGCAUGUAAUGUAAAACUGACUGAGAGUAAAAUCUAUCUAUCUAUCUAUCUAUCUAUCUAUCUACGUAUCUAGCCAAUUAGAUUAUCUAUCGAUCUAUCUAUCUAUCUAUCAGAAUAGAGACUAUACAGAAGCCCUACUUCUUGUUUUUUCCUUCGUUUUUGGCGUAACCGUAAUUCGUCAUCAAAAUGCUGACGCCAUGGUCCUAGCCAGUGCGCUUAUCAGAGGCAUUCACCUCCCUGAUAAUAUUCAAAAUGGCGGAUGUCCCGGGGGGAAUGCCUCUCAAAAGCGCACUGGCUAGGACGAUUUGGCGUCAGCAUUUUCAUGACGAAUCAUGGCGUGGAAGCGGUUACGUUUUUUUGACUGAGUCGAAUUUCUGUGUGUCUUUAUUCUGUGACAUAACCUCCUCCUUAACAGGAAAGUCAGUUUAGAGUGAAUAAUAUAUGCAAUGCAAACAUUUUAAAUUAAAUUUUGCCACCAUGUUGUAGUCCGACAUACAAUGCUUACUGACACUUAUUUUACCUGCCAAGUAUAAACACGCCGUUAAUUGCGGUUGGGCUAAUAAUUUUAAUAACAUGCAAAUUUCAAUAUAUUUACAAAGUGCACUUCUUUGAGCGCUGCAGAAAAGGCAGACCGUUUCUAGUUUUUCCCAAGUGAAAAUGGAAAUGUUUAAAUGUUUCUGUAAUAAGCUUCGUUUUACCAGGUAAACCAAAUUCACACUACAAACAAGUAGUAAGGACCGAGUGGUCGGACCGACAUUGUUAAUUACGGUUAUACCACAAUUUAAAACCCGAUCAUUAUAUUUCAUGAACCGCUGAAUACCAAAGAAAUUAGAAGAAACCCGAUAUAAAGCCCACAGUCACGCAUUUUUCCUCAGUUCGGCAUAGCAACAUAUAUUGAAAAUCAUCCGAUUUUUCUACGUAUUUAUACUCAUUAUAUAGCCCACGAACAGGCCACCCCUAACCCAGUGAGCCUACUCGCACAACUUUAGAUCAUUCACAUGCCUACUUAUACUAUUGUUCUAGUUCACAGAAGCACAUAAUAAAACAAAGGUAACUAAGCUUUAGGAUUAUGUACAUGAGUAAAUGACUCUUAUAUGCUUCACUGCCAGUAACUAGAACAAUAAUAACUCUGAAUUGGAUAGUAGAGACCUUACGAUUUUAGGACGGCAACGCGACGACGACGGCCAAAAUAAACUCAAAAAAAUAAAUGGUAGUGAAGAUAAUUCGUGGUAUAUUAUCAAUCCUACGAAUUUAAUACAGUCUUAGAAGUUGAAGACAUGGGUUUUAUGUUUGGGAAGAGUUCUGCUGAACACAGUUUGAAGUUGCACUUGUUGCGGCUUGAAAUGCAGCCGUUGUAUCAAGACGUGAAAAUCUACGAUUUGGCGUUGUAAACAGAGCGAGGACAAUGACUAAAUUAUUCAUAUAUAGUAAUUAUUCAAUUCUUUUCAAUGAUUAUUCGUAGCGGUUGCCGUCGCGGUUACCGUCCUAAAUCGUAAGGUCUCUACAGACUGUAACGAUGUGACAACGUCAGCCAAAUUUGUUUAUAAGCAAUCAACCAAAUCAACCAAAAUGGAUUUGAUUGCAAAAGACCCAUACCCUGAUUCAUACUGAAAACAGAUUUGAUUAUGACGAGGUCCUAAUGGGUAAAAAUAAUCACCGUUUAGAUGCUCGUCUAUAAAGUUUAUGUUGUAUUUUAAACAGUUUUCCUAUUUUCCGUUUUGCACGCACAUUUUUGGCAAAUUAUCAACUGCGCGCGAUUGCUUUCGAAAUUCUUUUCGCAAUUUUCACAUGAUUCAGUUCAAAAUAUAAACGCGGUGUUGCUUAUAAAACGUUUAAAAAAUCAUCAGAAAUCACUGCGGGCUCUAAAUAUUGGAUUAAAGUUUGGUUUAGAUCUUUCAAAAACAAACUAUAUACGCGGCAAUAAAAUGAAUAAAUGAAUUGACGAAACAGUGGGGAGUACGUGGUGUAAGCAAACUUUAUGAAUGGUCAGGAACAGUAGGCGGUACUUUGUGUAAGCCAACAUAUGAGCAUGUGGAAAAGAAAUCAAAAUUCCAUCUCGAUUCAGGGACAGACAACAGGGAGGAGCUGGGGAAAUGUUGAUUUAACUCGAGUAUUCCUUUCAUGAAUAAGAUAAUAAUUGAAAAUAAAUCACAAUAAAAGCUCACAUAUUUAACUGUGUUUAUUCUGCAAGUCUGGUUUGCGGGAUAUCCUGUUUGGUUGAAUCAUAGGCCAAGGCUUUCGAAUAAAAACAGAGCUGAUGUUUAACCUAUGAAUCAAGUUAUAUUAUAAAGCUUGGUUAAUGCGUGUAAGAUAGGAAUAUAAGCGCAACUGACAAAACCAGGGGGCGCUGUACAUGGUGUGCGAUAAAAGCUUCGACAUAAGACAAGCAUAAACUGAUAUAUAUUAUACACAUAUCAUAUACACAUCUAUAAUAGAUCUCUAUGCAUAUUAAGCUAAGAAAAAUGAAAACCACUUUUCACAUAUCAUAUACACAUAUAGAUCUCUAUGCAUAUUAAGCUAAGAAAAAUGAAAAACACUUUUCACAAGUACAGUUUCUUUCAGCUUUUUAUGUUAACCGCAGAAGAAUUCUUAUCUGUUUCUGCUUAUAUAUUUGUGCUACCUAUAUGAACCGGCAACACAAUGAAAGUUUGCAGUGCAAAACGUUUGGGCAACAUAAGCAUAAAUGUAAAGUCCAAGGAAAAUCUAAUUAUUUCCAUUUUUGUGGCAGAAUACAAACGGUAUUGGCUAAAAGGGAUGGACGAGAAGAAGGUUUUCAAAAUUUAACUCAGAGCGCUUCAGUUUAUAGGGUUAAUGUUAGGGUUGGGAUUAGGUUCUAGGUAAUACAAGGUAAGUUAAAGAAGGUAAUUAGGUUUGAGAUUGUUGAAAAUGUCUGAUUGUUGAUUCUUUGGCAUUUUAACGAUCUUGGAAAUCCCUUAGUAUAAUCACCUUGAGAGUUUUGAAUUUCAAGUUCCCAAGGAACACACAUGAUGGGAAAAUUAGUGUAUGGCAUGAUUAUUUUUUAAUUAAACUAAAUUUUAAACUUUACGGCUACUAUAUAUGGCAAAAAUACUUUUAGGAAAAUUUCUUUAAUGAAAUAUGUUCAUUUAACAGUAGUAAUCUCUGCAUGAUCAAAAAUAUUAAUUGAAAACAUGUCGCCAUUAAAAGAAAAUUAAGUCGAGGUUUCCAGUCGUAUAUAGCUCCUUAGAAUGUAAAAAUAUUUUGUAUAGAGAGUUUGAUUAUUGAUGGUAAAAAUGUCAUUUCAUUAAACUGUGUUCUUUGUACAAUACAAUGGCUGUCUAUAUACAACUUCUAUGCAGGAAGUGUCUCGUGUAUUAGCUUCCCUGACUGGCUGACUAAUGCAUGAACACAGCCAAUCAGACAAGGGCAAUGCAGUCCAUGGUCAGUCCAAGGUCAGGCCAAAUCUUGCAGUCUCAGCACAAAUGCACCAUGUAUUUAGGGUCGUAAAGGGAUAAAAGUAUGGGGAGCUGCAUGGUAUUUGUGUAUUUUUCACCUGGAAUACGAGUUUUGAACCACUGGGAAUGGGAUUUGCACCAUUUAAACAAGUGGGUCGGGUGACUAGAUUGAGAGGAAAUUUGGCCUGUUAAUUGGAUUUGAACCUGCCCCUCACCCCCUACCUGCCCCUUACACCCUCCUCCACCCGACACCCCUUCAUGAUCUCUUAUUCCUAUUUUAUAAUAACAUUAAUAAAAAGGUUCAGUUUCGGGACCUCAAUCUUCUCUCAUAUCACAGUGCAGAAAGACCUUCAACAAACGUUUUACAGAAAAACAAUUUCCGAGAAAUACGCCUGUAUUCAGCAGUUAUAUCACUCGUUAUAGUAAAGUGAAAUUAUGAAAUGAAUUAAAACAUAAAAUACGGUAUUUGAGAAUUCAAUGUAAUACAACUUGCAUGAGGUACAGGUUUUAACAGAUUUCGGAAAUUAAGAGCAAUAAAUGAGUUGUAACCACCAAGGUCAAGAUUACUGAAGUAUCUUGUAAGUAUAUUUAGCAUUCGGAGGUCAAGGCUACAACCACAAGUGUUUAAUCUCAUGUUGGCUUGGUAAUUUAUGUUGAUUCCUUUUCCAAGCUAUGGCUUUUGCACAAAGCACUAGAUUCUAUAUUCAUAAUAUACUUAAGAAUGGUCGAACUUCAUUAUACACUCCAUAUCCUGGAAGCACUUAUAGUUCAUCGAUAACUUUAUAUUUUGCAAAAUAUAAGGUCAAGGCUACUAUAUAGCUGUCAUAAAAUAUGUUGGCCUUUAUUAAAACAGCAAGUACCACUCACAGGAUCUCUUUUGAAAAUCAUCAAUGGCUUUGUGACACAAACAAAAUUUCAUUUGCAUGUUUAUUACCAAGAAUUGGUAGACGCUUUAAUGAUCUGAAACAGCAAAAUGGUGGAAAACAACACGCUAUACAAAUCGAAGAUUCUAAUCAUUUUGAGGUGUUUUUAAUAAUAUUGAUAAACGUUUGUCCUCUAGUCUAUGCAGUUUCUCAAAGUGUGCAACUUGUCACGCUAUAGAUAUAAAAAAACCAGCUAUAGUAUUUGAAUAGACAAUCACAUAAAGAUAACUUAAUUUAAGGAAAAUUAUUACCACAGUUUCAAAGUAAGAUAUACAAUGCUGAUUUCGUUUGUGUAUUUCGCUCAUGAAUAGUUAACGAGCUCGGUCGAGAAAUCAGUGGAUGUAUCGUGCACAUGCACGCGGUAUGUUUCUAAUGGAGCAAGAUUAAGUAUUUCAUCCAACUUUAUUUUUACAAAGUAUAAAAUCAUUGUGUGGUUUCUAUAGCACUGAUUAACUAAUGUACAGGGCAUGCAUUAAAGAGUUCUCCAAUGAAAGGAGGAAACAGAAAAGUACAGGAAAGUACUCGGAUACACAGUUGAUCAUAAAUAAAUUGAUUCGGUAAUCCAUGCCCAUGGGCCAUACAGUUGUAAGAAUGUUCGUUGAACUACUUCAACAUAGUUAAUCAAUCAUAGUCAGAUUAACGCCUGUAUUCUAAAAGCUCACACACGCUCAAAGAGUGGAAGUUCAAUCUAUUUAUUUAUUUAGCUUUGCCAACUAGGGCAGGGUCACCACAACAGCAUAUGCCAAUUACUGUGGGCCCUUUUUACCUAACCCACCCUGUCAACUUUCCCUGUGGGAGGAAACCGGAGUACCCGGGGAAAACCCACGGCUUUCGGCAGAGCGUUGACUUUUACUCUUUUCACAUGGGGACUGGGUUCGAGUCGCACUGAGAAGGUACUUAGUGAGAUUCGAACCUGCAGCCUCAGAGGUGAAAGGCAAGUGCGCUAACCACUUGGCCACCGAAGCCCCAAUCUGAGCUUCCCUUGAGUGUCAAUGCUGUUUUUGACUAGCUGGAGGGUUAGUGCCCUACCUUACUGUGUGACUGGCUGACUGCUCACCCUCCAGCUAUUCAAAAACAGCAUUGACACUCAAGGGAAGCUCAUAUUGAAUAUCCACUCUUUGAGUGUGAGCUUUUAGAAUAUAUAGGCGUAAGUGUUUUCUGCAUGUAAAUGUUCUCUGGCAUUGACAUGCACUUAUAUUAUACUCUAUGUACACAAUUAUAUUUUCAUAUCUUAAAUUUUUCGAGUAUAUGAUUCUGAAUAUACAGUAUAGCUCACCUUAAUGUGAAUUACAAAUCUUAUUAAAUUCUGAAGAGCAAUCUGGAUCUGUCAUUCAUUGUCUUAGACUGUAUUGUUUGUUAUAUUUUCAAGAGUUAUCGUAAAUUAUUCACACACAAUCUCUUAAUGAUCUAUAUUGCUCUUCGCCUUAUCCAGCAUUUGCAGGACAAUGCUUGCGUGCACAGCUCAGUUUCGAAAGAUAAACAGUUAGCAAAAUUUUCCCAAGAUGAUAAAGCCAUGGCCAUAUGUUUGGGAUUUAAGAAAUUAAAUAGUUCCUUUUUCAAUAACUGGAAUUAAAAGUUUCUUUUAAUAAAUGCCACCUCUUUGUAGCUUCUGUCACCUUAGAGGACAAUAGUUUUGUAUAUUGGAUCAACUUCUACAGUCCUUCAAACGUUAUAAGAAAAGCUUGAUAAAUACCAUUAAGUCAAGCUUUACUUUAGAAUAUAUUGCACAACUUGCAUAUUGCUUUUCCUAAUUACUUAUCUUUACAUAUGUAUGCCUGCCAUUUUCAUCGUUAAAUUUGAUAAAUUAGUAAUGAACUAUCUGUAAUUAAUUUGAAUAGUGUAUUUCUAUCAAGUGUUUUCUUUGCUUGUAAUGAGUACUUCAACUUGAAAGUCUUUUCAGGUUGUGGAUCUUGCAUAAAUUAAUGAAUGAGUACAAUUCUCGUGUUACAAUAUCUCCCCUUUCACGAUUAGAGGCUAGGUUAUUUGAGAUGGUGAUGCGCAGAUCUCUUUAUACGUAUCUGGAAUGCUGUUUGCAAGAUCCAGUGUGUUCGUAUGCAAAUUUGUCCAACUUACGUAAACUAUGAAAAUAAACUGCAGCUUAGGUCAUGGAUAUAGUCAGGGUGUCCCCUCGACUACACUUCACAGGGUAUCCCCCUCGACUGCACUUCACAGGGUAUCCCCCUCGAUUACACGUCACAGGGUAUCCCCCUCUAAAACACUUCACAUGCAGGGUAUUCCCUCGACAACACUUCACACGGUAUCCCCCUCUAAAACAUUUCACAGGGUAUCCCCCUAAGCAACACCUCAGCUUGGGUUAAGAUUGAAGUUUGAAAGAGGGCCUUUUAUAUAAUAGAUAAUUACAGUAAUAAUGUUGGCUGCUCACUUUACACAGGGCAGCCCCUUUUAAAUUCUUUGCUCGAGCCCUCUCUCUUUCAAAACUAUUUAUUGUAUGUAUAUUGACAGCAUUUUUUAGCUUCACUUUAACUGGUACUAAUGCCAUAUAUUAUUAUUAUAUGUUAUAUAACAUAAUAGAACAUCUCUAGACCUAGCAAAUAGAAAGUAUAUCUGAAGCAUAAAAUCCACUACUAGUUCAGAAUGUUAAGAUAAACAAUAUUAACUUUAAUCAAAAUCGUAACAUAAUCCUAACCCUAACUCGUACGCCUACUCAAUGCAAACAGUGAGAUAUGAAAGACACUGUGAUGUCCUUUCAGAAUAUUUGAUAGCUACUGUAGAUAUUUGAGUGAAAGUCGCCAUGGUCAGGUCAGGUCACAGACCAUUUCAAUACACAAACACUUUCACAGUUCAGUAUUAUCAGAAAAACAAUAUUAACUUUAAUCCAAUUCUUAUAUAACACAGUCCUAUACACUCCUAACCUAAAUUCGGAUAUUUUUAUAGAAAGUUUCCUUUAUAUCGCUGAGAACCUUGACUAAAAACAUAACGCUAUAUGCCUUGUGCAAUAUCGUUCAUCUCAAGUGUAUUUGUUUGCCUUGUCAUCACCACAAAGUUGUUUGUCAUCCUCAAAGAAAGAACUUGAGGUUAUAAUUCAAGACUCAAGAUGCAUUCAAGUUUAUUCAAAUUAAUCACACCUUUUUUCUAACAGCUCUUUAUAGUCUUUAUAACGCAAGAUCCUGUUUUCAAUAUCCACACCUAAAACGUGGAUCAAAGAUUGGAACACAGAAUCUACAUUGCGAAAUGAGGAAACUUAGAAGUCACUCCGAAAAAUUGCUAAGUUUCGGAAAUUAGACCCAAUAUAAAGUUAACGCCUUUUUACCAUAAAAGUAUAGUAAUAGUUAUUAGUUGCUUAGUCAGUAUAUCCUAAUAUCCAUACCUAUAAUGGCCUAGGGUGGGUCUAUAAUCACCAUGAUUGCUUAGAAACAUCAUGCGAUCUGCAUAUGGCGGAAUUACACUUCUGAAAAUGUAAAAUUCGAAGUUUCGGAAAUUGGAAACAAUAAAGCUAACGCCUUUUUAAUAUGUUAUUAAUUUACUAAUAUGUUAUUCAAUAUGUUUUAAUAAGGUUAUUUUCCAAGCCUAUUUCCCUCAACAAAAACCGCAAUAUAUUCAUUUCCGAAUCUAUUUAUCCUAAGCCACAUCCUGACAACUUUCGUAUGAAACUAUAUAGUAUAUAUAUCUUGACAACUUUCGUAUGAAACUAUAUAGUAUAUAUAUCUUGACAACUUUCGUAUGAAACUAUAUAGUAUAUAUAUAUAUCUUGACAACUUUCGUAUGAAACUAUAUAGUAUAUAUAUAUCUUGACAACUUUCGUAUGAAACUAGUAUACAAGUAUAAAGUUUACGCCUUUUAUUGGAAGAAUAUUAUACUUUGACGUAUAAUUAUUAAUUUAUCCUGAGUUCCUAACCCACCCUAGAACUUUCCUAUGAAAAUAUAAGUACGAAGUUGACGCCUUUUAAGGACAUUUGCGUAUAGCCUAUUAUAUAUCUUAACAACAAUUGUAAAUUACUCUUUAAUCUAUUUAUCCUAACCCUGGCAACUUUUGGCCGGGCGAGGAACCCGCGGAGUACGUCAGUAAGUUAACGCCUUUAAAAGCUUAUCUAUAUCACAUUUUUAAUAUAUUUACCCUAACCCACCCUGUCAGCUUUCCAGGAGCUAUAAAGCUUUGAAUUUCCUAUAAUAAUUCCACACAAUACUCUAUCUCAUCCUGCUAUUUUUUCUGUAUAUGGAAACCGAGUACCCAAAAAACAACUGGCUUUCUCGGUUAUAAUCGUUAUAUGUUACGGUCACAAGGUCGUUCACGGUUAGAGAGGAGGGUUGUGAUUAGGGUUAUUAACAAAGAAAAAUAUACGAGGAACAUAACAAUAUUAACAGACAACUUUAGAUACAAAUAGAUUUUUCAUUGUUUAAUUUCUGACGCAACCACAAGCCUAAAGGUCUUGUGACCGUUACGUACAUAACGAUAUAUAACCACUUUCUCUACAAAGUAUAAACCUCGAAGUACAAUCAGUCCGCGGAUUCGAACUCCGCCGGGAUCUCAAAGGCGCUUUCUCUAACAAAUAUGGCUUUGCAGAAGUUGUAGUGGUGCCAAGGUCAUGCUCAAACAGAAGGCCUUAGCUAUAUAUAGCACAAUUUGCAAUUGAGUGAAAUGGAUCACACUGAAACGAGUGUCUGAACUGAAAACUGACAUUUGCCCGCACUUUUGAUAUAUUAAAUAUAUACAAAAUAUCUACAAUUGGCUUGAAUUUUAGCUUAUCUAAAGAUAUCUAAACCUCAAGCAUUUAGUUAUAAAUUCAUAUUCCUAAGAGGGAGGUUUUAAAUAAGGUAUGAUAUUAACCAUUGUAUCCUAGGAAUCCCCAUCGAUCAAAACAUAUAAUAUUUCAAAUCUUUUAUCAAAUUAAAUUAUUCUUUCAUAAUCGGUUGUUUUUCAAUCAAUGUCACAUUAAGGGUAUAAAUCAUAUCGAUCAUAGGGCAUUUAGUUCUUUAUAUUUGAUUUCCUUUGACGUACAAGUUCUUCAAAUUUUAAGUGUUUACGAAGUGGUUUUAUAUUUGUUUAGCCUUGAAUCCGGAGUGUAAUCUAAAACCUUUUAAUUCUUUUAUAUAUAUUUCAAUGAAUCUUUCAUGAUGACCAGAAGUUCGCCAGAGUGCUUUUUAUGAGGUUGCCAGAAGUAAAUUAUGUGAUAAAGUCAUCGAUAAAAAUAACCUUGCUCCUUGUGUUUUCGCCAAUUUUCAAUCACAGGAAAUUUCUCCCCAUUUGAACAAAUGUCUGCUCAUAUUGUCACCUUUUAUCUAUAUAUUACUGCUAUAAACAUUAAGUUUUAUCAUUUUCCCAAUAAUACAAAAAAAUAAGCCAAUGUUUAUUAUAUUACAUGUUUCGAGUGAAAGAAAAUCUUUCUUUAUUUGAGUAUUUGAAAUAAUUGCUUGUCCAUGCAUAAAUAUGCUCCGUGCGCUGUUCUGAUUGGUCGCCUAUGCAGGCCGCCACUAACUGAUGGCUAUAACUGAUAUUGCUCACUUGGUUGGUUGGUUAGAAAAUACGAAGAUCUAAGUUCUUCGUAAAUUUGCACCGCGACGAUAUAAAAUAUGUUUUUGUUUGUGCAAUAAUAAAUAUACGUGAUGUUUUUCCGCAAACCAAAACAUAUAUUAAAUAUGAAAAUCUGCAUAUUGUCCUCAUUCCGAAAAAUACCGAUUCAUUUAGAUUUGAUCGUGUCGGAAUAUAAUACAAAGCCAUUGCAUGGGCUAUCAUCCAGCAAUACGUUAUAUAUAUAUAUAUAUAUAUAUAUAGUCUGGUCAAAUAAAGUUGUAUUUGUAUUAUUAUGUUCAUUAAUAUUUCAAUUCAAAAUAAGAACUGGGAUACUAAUUUGUAUUUGAAAUCAAAGAAUUCGGUUCCAAUAUGAGGUUGAAGGCGAUGACGGAAGUAAAUUUUAAUGUAAACUGCUCUGAGUGUUCUCCUUGGAGGUACAAUAAUUAAGGGUUUGGUCCAGCAAGGAAAACAGAAGGCAUGUGGGAGUACUUUUGUCUCACGUACGAAAUCGAACCUCUAUAUCACAGAGGCGAAAUCAGGGCCGUAAGCAGGAUUUUUUUCACCAUGGGGCAGUAAGUACCUAUAUAUGCUGAAAUAAGUACCCAAAUGUCACGGCAUUUAAAGUCAUAUCAGUUAGAUGCAUGCUUAUGGCUACCCCAUACAGAAUCAUACAAUUUGAGUCACAAGAUAAGGGUCAUCUAUACCUAUACUAUCCAGGCUCGUGGUUGGUUGAUUAUAACAAUGAAAGACAAUAAAACUAUAAAGAACGAGUCACGAACAAUGAUCAUUUUUGUUUCUGAAAGCCAAUCACAAAACAUGAUCAUUUUAGGUAGAUCUUUACCCCAAGAUUAUAAGAGCCAUUUGGCUUUAUAAUUUAUAAUAACAUUAUAAAAUUAGUGGUCAUGGGCGACAUAUGCAAAUGUACUUAAACCACUUCACCACCUAUACCCCCAAAGGCACACCUACACUUAGCGAGAGGACUUGAACCUACUGCAGACAGAAUUUAUUAGUUCCUCUUCCUGUUUUAAUAAACAUUUCAGGAAUGCAAUUUAUUUCAAAACUUCAAACUUCGACUAUCCGCUGAUUCCCGAUUUCAACGAGAGUUGGUUCCAGGCUUCGGGGGGUAUUCGCAGAGUGCAUGCCUACUCCACAGGCCCUGUCGCACCAUGGGAAGGUCACACAAAUACGGUGGGCCUGAGGAAUUUUGUAAAAAAUUUGCCAUGAUGUUGGUAAUUAAAUGUGCAACAUAAAUUAGCAUAAAUAAAUAACCAACCAUCGUUUCAGCGAAUCACAGUACAGCUUUUAGCCAAAAUCGUAUCUGAUUAGUCAGUUAUAUCUGCCCUAGCAGCGCCAUGGCGUAGGAAAUAUAUGCGUAGCAUCAUGAAAAUUCAAUAUUUUAUAAGCAAAAAUACUUUUUUUACGACCUAUUAUUAUACGACCUAUUAUAAGGUUUUUUUAGCUUUUUAAUUGACCCUUCUGCAAAACGUUUUUCACUAGUUUUAGUUCCCAAAUAGAUUUUCGGGUUUAAAUUUGCUUUAUUGAAACUUUUGACUCGCGUUGACACAUGGGAAAUGUAUACCAUUUUGUUUUAGAAUUGUAACCUCCCAUGAUGCACGAGGGCCUGUGGUGCGGUACAAAUUUGUACAAUAGCAUCAAUUGAUGAUUCCUCUUAUUACGUUUUCGUAGCGCUUUGCAUUGUGGUUAUAGUGGUAUCACUGAUAAAGAUAGCGGCCUCGAAUGAAAAUAUUGAAUGUUUUCGCGAAUAUUUUGCUGUUGGCUAUCGCGCACCUAACCCUAGCUUUUUUCAAAAAGUUCUCGCACGGGUCAGGACAAAAAAUAAGCAUCUUGAAUAUCAGUGAUACCACUAUAACCACAAUGCAAAGCGCUACGAAAACGUAAUAAGGGGAAUCUAGUAUUGUUUAAGGAAGGUUGUGAAUGUCUUAUUUUUUCAAAAAAGUACAGAUCUGGUACUGGGAAGUACAAUCUGAAGGUAUCAAAGAUUUCCUCUGAAGAAGAGAACUUCUUAUACUUUGUACAACCGGUUUCCGUUGUAUUGACUAUUGUUCUAGCAUGGCAUAACCGGCGUAAUUCGUCCAUUAUUUUUAUAUUGCACAGCCUGCAUCGGUGUAUAAAUUAAAUGCUGCUGGAUGCUUCUGUAAUAUGUGCUUUAGCUCUGUAAACGUCUUUCUUAACCAGUUCCCACGAAGACAGUUUCCUAUGUUUUGUCCGACCGUCAUCUCAUAUCAUUGUUCGAACUCGCUGAUACGAUCUUGCAUCCGGGCAUUAAUUAUUACCCGCUCCUAUUUUCAUAUCAGGCACAACAUACGAUAUUGGGUAGUCAUUCGUAAAGCGCUUGUUAUAUGUAUCACCGCCCAUUAGAAGUGUUUUAAUUUAAAUAAAAACAGGCCACCUCUGAUUGUCUACAACAUACAAACAAUAUCAAUACAGGAUAUACGGAUUGAAUCCUCUAUAUACUUACAAUUGUUUAUAUUAAUAUCGGCUAUGAUACAUUACUGUAUGGUUUUAUUUUGUGAUAUCAAUCGAUCCUAUGAUGUUUUAGGUUCCGGAUAGGUUUCGAUGGUGACAAGUAUUACCAGCACUAAUGGAGACGAGUACACGUGCUAUCUUUCACAAAAACAAAACAAUUAUUUUAAUCGCCAUGCAAAUCUACAAAAAAUAUAAUCACAUGGCCAUACUUGAGAUGCUUUUCUUAUGCUAAGUACAUUGCAGCAGUUAGGAAUAUAAUUUGUUUUUGUUUGAGGAAACACUAUGGUAAGACUUACUAUUUAUCAUUGCAAAGCUUUCUGUAAAGCCCAUAUCUUCAUGAUUUUCACGGAUGAACCCAAAAACUUUGCCAAACACAUAAACAUGACCACAAAAACAAAACAAUUAUACCAUCAAAUUAAUAAUCUUUUCUUGUAUAGUAAACUGAUGAAUAACAGCAAUUAUAAAUAUUACACCAUUUUGAAUAUCGCCAAUUAAUUCUCGGGCAAUACUUGGUCAAUAUAGGUUAGAUAAAGCCCGCCAGGCAUAUAUGGCACCGCCCAUUAAGAAGUGUUUCAGGUUAUAUAUACCUCAUGCAAGUCACCCAUGUCUGGUGUGUAGAAAUAAAAGAAAUACCGUCAAACACAAUAUCAACAACAUACAGGAUUUAUUGUUAAGGAAUCUUCAAUCACAACAAACUUAGAUAUUAAUCUUUUGCUUUUCCCCUGCAAUUAUUAACAACCAUAAUAAAUUAUCUCGGGUUUUUUUCCUCCAAAAAGUACCAAUUAUUAAUAAAGCUAUAGUGAUCUUCUUCAGAGCCUUCGCUUGAAAUGCUUAAAGUAUACUUUCUAUAUUUUUCAGGCCGUUGCAUUCUACAACCAACCUAGUGAAUGAAGUUCCAUACUACCAUCCCAAAAUGAGUCGCAAUGAUCAGAGUUAGGGUAGCCCUGACACGUAGGCUAUAGGUUUAGGGUAAAGAGAGGUUAAAAUGGGGAUUUACUCGUUUCGCAUUGCUCCACUGAUUUUAGCUUAUAGUUUAGUUUGGUUCACCAUUUUGGCCAAUGACAGCCCAAGCAGUGAAACAUGAUAAAAGUGCGGUGGGAAUUAUUUGGAAGAAAAUAAUUGUCUUCGUGCAGGUCAAGUCAUUGAGCGAUACCCAUGAUUCAGCUGGGCAUAUGUAACAUAUUAGAGAGAUUCACGAACGCCGGCCGGCUGUCAAUCUAGCCGUGAUAGAUAGCGAGAGCCGUUCUUGUUUGAAAUCACGUUUGUUUGAAAACUGCACUGACUGCCGCUCUUGAUUUCAAGCAAGAACUUCUGACGCCAUAAUGAACGGUUGUACGCAUGACGUCCGUGUUGUCAAAGAAGUCGCUUGCUUAAGCUCUUUAUCAAAGAGCUUCUUCGGCAGAAACCUCGUACCCAGGAAAUUGCACAAAAAAAUGGUCGUGUAAGCUGGAAAGCCCUGGGAACAAGGAUAUUAUGGGCUCAGUUAAGGAUUUUCCCGCGCUUUUUGUUUUGCAUUAUUUCGACUUAUUUGUGGCGAAAUAAGGCUCGAAUUGUAAGUUUAAAUAGUUCUUGGUUAUGGUUGAGUCGCCUAAUAUUUUUUCUGGAUCUUUAACCUUCUCGUAAUCUCGAAACUUUGCUGAUAAAUCAACUAUUACAUCUGUGCCGACCAUAUCUUGAAAUGAUUUUAUAGCAGUUUUCCUCAUUAAUAUUCAGUACACGUCAGCACAUGUACAUUCUGUGCAUGUUCAGCAAGCUUAUCUUUGCUCUAAAAUCUCAAUAGACCUUACCGAUUAUUCUCUUUUACCCAAUGGCCUCGCUUCCAUGUUAACUUAUUUUAGCAUGUCAGGGGCAGAUAAAGAUUAUAUUCCCAUGGUUUCCUGGACGAAUUUGUUUCUUGCUGUUCUUAGGCUCAAUAACAAAGCAAUUUUCAACCCUACUAAGCACAAAACAUGAGUUAGUAUUUGACACGAAAACGAGGCCAUUGGGUGACAAGUGAAUAAACGGCAAGAUCUAUUUGUGGCCGCAAUUUCUGAUCGUGUAAGCUGAAAAGCCCUGGGAACAAGGAUAUCGAAGCAUCAGAGUGUGACGGGAAAAGGACCAUCCUGACAAGAACACUUGUAGACUUAUAACAGAACCGUACGUCGGUAUGUAUAAGAGUUUUUACAUUGAAAUCCUACCUGUAUAGGUGCGAGGCUUUUUAUUAGACUCUCCAGAUAAGACAUGCAGAUCAUUUUACAAUUACCUCAAUGUGAGCAUUGCGUUAGGAUUAGAGAUUGGAUUAGGGCUGUAAAUAUAUGCAGUAGACAGGUAUAUCUCAGAUGAAACAAAAGUCUUUUUUAUCAUUGAAUGAUGUAGACUGCACAUGGAAUAUGUUUUUAAGUGAAUGCAUGCAUGCAUGCAUGCAUGUAAGCAGAAAAUGUCCUUAUUGUAAAGCGUGUUACUUUAAUGGAAAUCCAAAUCAAGCUUACAUCUUAUGACCCCAAUCUAUUUAUUGGCAGUGACCAAAACAAUCAUUAAAUGUCUAAAAUAGAAACCGUUAGGUCUUUAUUGGCUAAAAUUGGAAACUCAUUUAGAAGCUUUAAUUAAACACGUUACCGUGAGUACUUCAUCUUAACUCGGGAAGUUAAAGACGUCUUCAUGUCUGGAGGAAUUUUGCAGAUGCUAUAACAUUUGUCGUUUGAUUAUAUACCUGGGGUCGGUUGUUCAAAGCUGGGUCAACUUAACCCUAGGUUAACCUAAAAUUCAAAGCAAACUUUCCAACGGCUUGUUUAUAAAUUUUGCAAUAUUUCUUCAGAGAUCUUGUCUGAAUCAGUAGGAGUUUUUUCUUCUCUGAAGUUUUGAAAUAAACAAAUGUGCAGAAAUACAUAAACUAAAACAGCAGGUUCUGCAGGUUAAAUUUUAACUCAGGGUUAGUGUUAAUCCAGCUUUGAAAAACCGGCCCCAGAUGUUUGCACACAUUCCACACAAUGCUUGUUACAACAUUACCGGUGGACGACCCUAGGAGGCAACCACCCCCUCACCCCACCCCCAUAAUUUCUGAAGGCCUUUGAAUUCGGUAACUGGAUUGCAAAGCUGAUAGAAAUAAUUUUACAACCAUGAAAGCAUUGCAUGGUAGCAAAAUUAUUUAAUAUGAUGACAACCAAUCCCCCCCAAUAGUCGUAAAGCAUUGCAAUUUUUUAAACAGGGAUCUCCUUACUUCAAAGGCUGCAGGUAUCAAAGGAGGCUCUGUAAAUUUUACAAUUAAUCUAAAAUCCAUAUAGAAAUUAGUAUACAUCUUCACUACAUAUAUCUUCACUACCAAUGGUUUCACUCUAUAUGGAUCGCGGAGUCACUUGAAGAUCCCACUGGAGAUGAAAUCAAUAUAGGCCUAGUAUAUAUAAUGAAGAUUUCGAUGUACGCCAGCCUAUACCAUACUAUACUAUACAGUAUUUGCUCCAACUAAUUUUGAAACUCUUAAUCAUUCGAUCUUAUUAAAAGAAUCUCCAAAAUAAGAGAAUUAGGUAUACUAUCUAGAAUCUUUAUCAUAUGGCAUCCCCUUUCAACAUAAAAGGGAUUAUUAAUGCUAAAAGAACUGUUUAAUGUCUUGUUUUAGAUGGAAUUAUCAGGUGAUUAGGAGAUAUAUGCAGGAAAUUGUUCUUAUACGGUUGAGUCAAUGUACGUACAUCCCUUUAACUACAUGGAAACCGAAUGCAAGACUCCAAAUUGUCACGAGAGCUCUUUGCUGAUGAAAAACAAACUAAACCCUUUGAGAGCUGCCUUAUUUUCAAUAUGUAUUAUAAUAGAUGUAGUUUACAAUAUUUAAACAGGAAUUGUAUUGUGCCAACUUUUUUCUAGAUAUAAACUUUUUAUUACAGCUUUCACACUUUGCGUAUUCUCUGCAAAGUAUAAGUAUUGGAUUUUGCAAAGAGUAAUUUAAAGUUUUAAAUCCUGCAUGAUAUUGAUAUAUUGCGAUUGCAGUGUUUCAUGCAUAUUCAUAGAAAACAUAGUGCAAUGCAUGAUAACUAGGUCUAUUGGUCGAUAUGGUCAUCACAUACAAUUGAAUAGAGUGUCUGUUAUAUAUAUAUAUAUUAAAUUUGAAGCAAAAUUUUGUUUAGUUUCACUUCAUCCUGAUGACAAUAUCAAGCUCCAUAUCUAUGUUCAAAGACACAAAGAAAAACGGAUAUUGGUCAUGAACAACUGUCUAACUUCUUUCCUUGGUAAUUUCGAUUUCUUCUGUAAUUAAACGAGAGAAAAUUACAUUGCUGUGAGAUAUGAGCAUCAACUUGUAUAUAGGUUUACAUGUAGCACCACCUGAUGCAAUCUGUCGAGUCUUCUUGGUACUUUCAAUUACACUGUUGCUAUUCGUAGUAAAAACUUGGAAGAUUGCCAUGGACCCUAAAUAGCUGUUCCUUAAUUGUUGAACUAUAUACUUGCAACUCUAAUUAAUACUUCAAUCUAUCAAGGAAACGUCGGAACUACCUGAAACUGAAAUACAAGGAAAACUUGUAUUUUUCAGGUAGUUCCAUCCCUACUAAUCUAAAGUUUUCUUAUUGUUGGCGCUAUACCCACACUCUUUAAUCUAUCACCCUAUCUAUAAACAUGUAUAAACUAUAGAUAAAAUCUAUCAACUAUAGAUUGAUUUCCAUAAUAAAAAAUAAAAAUAUAACGACACAUACAAAAACAAUAAUGCAUAUAGUAUAUAAUAUAUGUAGAUCAUCAUAUCGCAAGUUAUAGACAAACGACCAAUAUAUUAAUUUCUGUUCCUUAUUAGGUUAGAGGCGGUACUUAACUUCUUAUUGUUCUGACUACUGUCUGAUUGAAUACAUGUCAAAUAGGGUUAAAUUUGUGCAAUUACUUUAUUUUGUAAGUAUAGAUAGAGUCAAAUCGCUUAGGCAACUUGAGAUCUGAGUUUAUUUCAUUGAAGUGCAACAACGAUGUGUGAUGUAGUACAUGCAGCUGUUUCAAUUAAGGUUGCCACAAGCAUGCAAUAGUCAAAUGUACAAUCCAAGCGCCAAAAGUAAGAUGGGAAUAACAUAUUUUAUAGCAUACCCCUGGGAAUUGCCUUGUGUAGGCUACCUAAACAAUUAAAAUAUUAAAACUUGGUACACCCAUCGUGCUGUUCGCCCUGGACGACGACAACCUUAAUUGAAAUAGCUGCAUGUUAUAGUUCCUGACAAAGAGCUUUAAUAAUGUCUUAACCUUUUUAAUUAAACAAUCCAACAUAUUCUAUGCUGUUUCUAUAUAAUACCACGGAAGCUGAUUGUACAAUAUUACCUAUACACUGCAGACCCCCGUGUUUGAAUUCAUUUACCGAUCUACAAUUCCAGUUGAAAACCGAAAAGUAUAUGCAUAUACAAAUAAUCUACAUAAGUGUCCAAUGGACAGACUAUAUAGGAAUAAUUAGAGAGGCUCAUGCAGAUUUGACUUCCACUACCGCUACCUCUCACUGGAUUAGUGCGCAUCUGAUUGGUUAAUCGGAUAUAUCAAAGGCAUCUGAUUGGUUAAUCGGAUAUAUCAAAGGCAUCUGAUUGGUUCAAGUAGUGGAAGUCAAAUCUGAACCUCUCUAGUUCAUGCAGUUUUAUGUAGUUCAACGUAUUUACCACUUCUAGGUGGACGCGGAACGGCUUAACUGCAGGUUUUGGCCAAGAUUUCCAAAGAUUAUAUAGUGAGUCAGUUAUUUUACGAUUAUUGGCUAAGGGUUAGGUCGCCUAUCACUUUUUAAUGAUAUUACUUAUGAAAAAAAUACUAAUACGAAUGACACCACAAUAAAAAGAGCAAAGCCGUUGGGAAGAUCCACAAAACAAUCAGAGACUCCAUACCAGGCAGACCACCUCGAUCGUAAACGAGGGGGUCGAGAUCAUGAACUAGCAGCCAAUAUUACAUGUAUAACAAUACUAUCUACAGUAUGCAAAAAUAUUACGUUUCUGUUUAUCGGAGGACCCACAGAAAAACCCUCGAAGCAAGAGCCAUCUGCAUGCAUGAACUUACAUGAGUUUUCAAGCACAGGAAAGAACCAACUAAACUCUCCAUGCUGAAAUCCAUGGGUUUUUCAACCAUAUGAAAGUUACUCAACGUUGGUAAGGAAAUCCAAGCCCUCGGACUUAGCAUGAGCUCAGAUUCUCAUUUGCUAAUACAUGUGGAGAAUACCGGAACUCAAAGUGGACCAUGCAUUAAUUAACUGCAGUGGUGUCCACAAUUUCCCGAUACUCUAUAUCUUAGGAGAGGGAUUUUCUUAAUAAUGAAUGAUAUUCAUUAAUAAGGUUUGAUAUGGCAGGUGUUUGAACUUUAUGAAAAAGAAUGAAAAUACUUUGACGCAAUUUCUAUAGUGAUUCUUCGUCAUGCAGGACGUCAUUCGUAAAUACGUUGACGGAACUAUUUUAUUCUUUAGGUAGUUCCUACACCAACUACUUCAACUGUACGUACGUAGUGUGAUUAGGGACUUUAAGAUUGACAUUUAUGGCAAACCGCUAACCGCAAACUUCAAAUCGAAUUUGAAAGUAAGGCCUACAGUUUCGACAGCUAAAACUAGCUAAUUCAUGCUCCAUGUGUAGUGUACAAGUUGCCCUAACUACGAACAGCUAACAGUUGACAUAGUCACUAUUGUUAAAUUAAUCUUUUUGAGGGGUUAGACAUCAGCGUACGUUACGACGUCAGCGUAUUGUAGAAUACACCCCAUACUGCUGUAACGCCAAGUUUAAUACAAAAUGUACCGACACGUACAUUGCAGAUCUGAUUUACAUAUACAUAGAGAUAGUCUUAGAUUGUUCGUUGUUAUUAUAAUCUACUGACGCAUUAUUUUGUAUGUUGUUGUUGCAUAUUGUUGUUGUAUGGAAAUGCUAAAGAAUAGCUAAUGGCAGUGUAUCCUAUACAUGGUGGGAUCCUCUUAUCCCAGUAACACUAGGGAUAACUAUAAGUCUGCUCAGUAACGUUUAAUAACAAUACAAAAUAAAGAUGCUGUAAUGAAAUAAAUAAGUUUAUGUCUGAACUACCUCUAAUAUAAACUACAAAUUUUAGAGUCAAAGCUCAUCAUAUCAGGAACUAAUCAACCACUAUUGAAUAACCUCUUUACUAGGUAUUAUCGUUCCAGACAUGGAAAGGUUGUUCGAUGCAUGUAUUUUUAAGUAGUUCCGACUAAAGCCACGCGGAAGCUUAUUGUACAACACUACCUAAACAGGACAACAACAUUUGAGGAAGUUAAACUGUAAAAUCAAGCAAUAGCAUAUUGCGUGAGGCUAAAAAUUAACUAUAUAUACUGUACACGUUUAUUAUACAGAGUCAUCUUCAGAGAUAUGAAGAUAUAAGAUAUUUAUUUUGAUACUGCAAAGAAGGGAAAAAUAUGGAUAAAUAUCUGGAUUUGGGGUAUCUUACUAGACAGAACUAAUGUGGAAAGGUAUUUUGAAGAUAUGAAAAUUUGAAAAUGUGAAAGUUUUGUGAAAAUUAUAUGCAUCUUUAGACCUAACUAGGAGGAGUUAUACAAAAAUUGCAACAAUAUAGGCCCCAGACCAUACAGGCACUUGAAGCUUCCAUCUUCCAAAGCCCUUCAAACAAAAAAUAUGUACGACCACACCCACUUAGCACCAUUACCAUCUUCUGUGUCUAUAUGCAUGGCUAUACCUCUUACUGGUACAAAAAGAAACCGUUACCAACUAUGUUUUUUGCUCCUAAUAUUGAGAAGACGCUGGAGAAACAAAGCAAGAGGAGUUAAAUGACUUUCACUAAAUACUUUUCUUUUCCAUUCAUAUUUCCAUAUUUCCAACUAUAUAAAUACUCUCCUUUUUCAUUCAUUCCAGAAAAGAAAAGUUUAAUUCAACUGGGAAGUAAAUACCGAUUCUCAGUAGAGACUACAACUUUAGUUUAUACUCUUAUACAUAUUAAUUUACGCAUUUAUUAUUGUCUUUAUUUCGUGAUUAUUUUCCCAUGAAAAUAGGAAAACACAGUUAAACAAAGCGUUUUGCUACGAGGUGAAUCGGAAAUUAAAUCGACUGCACGUCAAGCGGAAGGCGCUACGAUGUCUUGAAGACCUCAUUUAUAUAUUGGAGCUUUCACACUAUCGACAUGAGCAAGGAAAUGUAUUGUAUUCACUUCUGAUGUGUUGAGAAUGUAUUGUGUUCGCUUUGCAUGCUAACAAAGUUUGAUGUUGGCAUGUUAUACGACCCAUAUACGAGAUUUCAAGAAUCUCAUUAGUUAUAAAACAGCUUCAAAUGUAAGGGGAGAGCUCAAUUGAGUAGAUCGUAAUGUAGUUUCCGACAUCUUGAGGACAAAGCCAUGAUAUAUAUUGCUCUGUUUUUGUAUUAAGUAUAUUAAUAUACUUAGCAAUAUAGCUUAGUUUGCAAAACAUAAAGAGGCUGCCACCUCUACGAGACUAGAAACUACACUACAAAUUUGUCAAGUAAUCAUGCAGAAACUUUAUUUUUGGACUAUCUCUUAAUUGUAAUAUUAUAAAAACUUGACUAAGUGAAAACGUAGUUUUAUCAUCAUUUUUCAAGUCAAGUCAAUUCAAGUGAAGAUCUCAUCCAUCCAUGUUUGUUUGUAUUGGCCAAACCAAUUUUCCUCUUAUUUUGUACCAAAAAAAUAAAGUACUUAUCGAUAUUGCAUCAAAAACCGUUAUUAUGCCUUUGUUUGUCGAUCACUGCAUAUUAACAUCCUUUUAAUUGGUUGUUUUGAAACAAAAAUUAAACUAAGUUGAAAGAAAUCGGUUCUCCAUGGUUUGAUGCAGGAUUCCGAUGGAUGAUAAUAUUUACAUUGAUAUAGAUUAUUAUGACAUAUAUAUUCAUAUGUUAUAUAUGUUACACACAGAGUUAAACAGUUCACUUUUCUUCCAAUCAAAAUAUAUGCAUAAAUUUAAUAGUAUAUAUUUUAAAGGCAUUUACGAUUCGAAGGUCAACGAUUAGUGUGAAACUUAGGCAAUUGAGUAUAGAUUCUCUAACAGAACUGCGCAUGCUCACAAAUCUUUAAAAACUUCCUACAUUGAAUUGACAAAAUAAUGAGGUUAUACAGUAUAUAUACGCGCAAUAUCUUGGCAAUAACCUGCCAAUUCUGUGACGUGCAUUCGAAGAGGGAAAAUAGAGCUAAACCAUGUCAUUGAGUCAGCUGCACUUCAACGCUUUCAUGUGUUUGAACGCUCUCUAAGCGAAUCCAAGCAAACUGUGGCGUGAUAUCUCGAACAUACAUUAACUAUAUUUGUUUGUUUGUAUAUAAAUAUAUUUCCUUUUCAUUUAGGAACAUCACGAAACAUUAAAAUUUAUUCCCGAAGCUUUUGAUCUAUAA